GCGAGCGGGAGAGAUUCCGGAGGGAGCAGGCGACGGAGCGCCAAACCCAGCCAGCACCAUGACCGAGACGACCAAGACCCACGUUAUCCUGCUGGCUUGCGGCAGCUUCAACCCCAUCACCAAGGGCCACAUUCAGAUGUUCGAAAGAGCCCGGGAUUAUCUGCACAAGACGGGAAGGUUUAUUGUCAUUGGUGGAAUUGUCUCACCUGUACAUGACUCCUAUGGGAAACAGGGUUUGGUCUCCAGCCGACAUCGUCUGACAAUGUGCCAGCUGGCUGUUCAGUCCUCCGAUUGGAUAAGGGUGGACCCCUGGGAAUGUUAUCAGGAUACUUGGCAGACCACCUGCAGUGUACUGGAACAUCACCGGGAUCUGAUGAAACGAGUUACUGGCUGCAUCCUUUCCAAUGUGAACACACCUUCCCUGACCCCGGUGAUUGGACAGCCCCAGAAUGAGACCCCACAGCCCAUCUAUCAGAACAGCCACCUUUCCAACAAGCCCACCGCAGCAAAGUUUUUGGGGAAGGUCGGAGAAAGCCUUAGCAGGAUUUGCUGUGUUCGCCCACCGAUGGAGCGUUUCACCUUUGUGGAUGAAAAUGCAAAUUUGGGAACAGUGAUGAGAUAUGAAGAGAUUGAACUCCGAAUCUUGCUGUUGUGUGGAAGCGACUUGCUGGAGUCCUUCUGUAUCCCAGGCCUAUGGAAUGAAGCUGAUAUGGAGGUGAUAGUUGGGGACUUUGGCAUUGUUGUUGUGCCACGAGAUGGUGCUGACACAGACCGGAUCAUGAACCACUCCUCAGUACUCCGCAAGUACAAAAACAAUAUCCUGGUUGUGAAGGACGACGUGAAUCACCCCAUGGCCAUUGUCAGUUCCACCAAAAGCAGACUGGCUCUUCAGCACGGCGACGGGCAUGUAGUGGAUUACCUGUGUCAGCCAGUCAUCGAUUACAUCCUCAAGGGUCAGCUCUACCUGAAUGCCUCUGGUUAAAGCUCCCCUGGCAUCGCAACAAAGCAGCCCUAUCGCUCCACUUUCCUGUGGUUGUCCAUCACAAUUCUCUCUUUCUCAUGCUCUUUUUUCUUUUUUCACUGCCUCUUGCGUGCAUCUGCCUGUUGCGCU
Elgaria multicarinata webbii is the source of this 1111-nucleotide messenger RNA. It is a transcript of the gene NMNAT2, whose product is annotated as nicotinamide nucleotide adenylyltransferase 2. Gene Ontology annotation, cellular component: Golgi apparatus. The transcript is spliced from 11 exons. Bases 59 to 982 code for a protein of 307 amino acids. NCBI's taxonomy places the organism in Eukaryota, Metazoa, Chordata, Lepidosauria, Squamata, Anguidae. Gene Ontology annotation, molecular function: nicotinamide-nucleotide adenylyltransferase activity; nicotinate-nucleotide adenylyltransferase activity. The record is from RefSeq and is a predicted model, not a curated record. Gene Ontology annotation, biological process: NAD+ biosynthetic process.